This is a messenger RNA of Achroia grisella, 4282 nucleotides long. RefSeq names its product integrin alpha-PS1 (gene mew). Gene Ontology annotation, biological process: cell-matrix adhesion; cell-cell adhesion; cell adhesion mediated by integrin. The record is from RefSeq and is a predicted model, not a curated record. Bases 156 to 3494 code for a protein of 1112 amino acids. Lineage: Eukaryota; Metazoa; Arthropoda; Insecta; Lepidoptera; Pyralidae. The transcript is spliced from 17 exons. Gene Ontology annotation, cellular component: integrin complex; external side of plasma membrane. Gene Ontology annotation, molecular function: integrin binding.
ACUCGUCCGUCGACCGGCCGUAGUGUCGCUUGUGUGUACAUUGCCACCCGCGGCGCCACUAUUCUACGAAAGUCGCGAUGUGCCAAUAUCUGACUCGGACAUAGUAUACAGAUGAGAUGAAACGAUAAAAUAUCACGAUAUAACGAACAGUGUAUAUGAUGGCUACAAAAUUUCGACGCUGUGUUUGUUUAUUUUACUAUAUUUUUAAUAUUGUGUAUAGUUUUAAUCUAGAACCAAGGAUUCCAGUGAUAAAGUACGGGGAGGCGGGAUCUUAUUUUGGAUUUUCUGUUGCUGAACAUCUUACUUUUAACAGCGAUGGAAGUAAAACCAGUUGGUUGCUGGUGGGUGCGCCAUUGGGAAAAAACUUACAACCUAACAUUACUAAAUCCGGAGCACUGUUUAAAUGCGGCCUAACAUCGGCGGACUGGGAUUGUGAACAGGUCAUCACAGAUGGAAAGAGCACGAAGUACGGCAAAAUAGUCCCGAAUCCAGAUGGAUACAACCUUACGGAACCACAUUCUGAUGAACAGAAGAAAGGACAAUGGCUUGGGGUCUCAGUACGCAGUCAGGGCCCAGGAAAAAAAGCUGUUGUUUGCGCCCAUAGGUACAUUCGAAAAGUUCUCGAAGCGCAAUAUGGGCAAGGUCUAUGCUAUACGUUGACAAAUGAACUCAAACUAAUCGACGCGUGGGAGCCAUGCCGAGGCAGACCAGUAGUAAGAGAACACGAAGAAUAUGGGUAUUGUCAAGCUGGUACAAGCAGUUCUUUGUUGGAAGACGAUACUUUGGUUAUGGGCAGUCCUGGUCCUUAUACUUGGAGAGGCACCUUAUUCGUGUCUGAUGCCAAGGAUGACCUCCUUGAAAGAGACAAUACAGUCUACUUGGCACCUGUGGAAGACGGUCAAAGUCCUGUGGAGAAAUACAGUUAUUUAGGUAUGUCAGUGGUAGGUGCCAAAUUUUUUGACAAAUCCAAAUCAUCAUACGCAGCAGGCGCUCCACGAUCUCGUGGUACUGGUCAAGUUGUUUUCUUCAGUAAACGUGAAAUACAGAAUUGGACAUUAACUAACGUCGAUUUCCUCGGACAGAAAGGAAUUAUCGAUGGAGAACAAUUUGGUUCUAGUUUUGGCUACGAAGUCUCUGCUGCAGAUGUCAAUGGAGACGGAUUACCAGACCUGUUAGUAGGAGCUCCAUUCUAUUUUUCUCGUGAUACUGGUGGAGCUGUCUAUCUGUACCUUAAUAGACAAUACACUUUCAAUUCUACGUAUGAUGUUAAACUAACCGGCGCACCGGAGUCGCAGUUUGGUAUCUCUAUAGCAAACGCUGGAGACUUAAACAAAGAUGGAUGUGAAGAUAUUGCUAUUGGUAGUCCUUAUGCGGGCAAUGGAGAAGUGUAUAUUUACUUGGGAGAUAGAAAGAAUGGUCUGAAUACAAAGCCUGAUCAAAUAAUAAAAGCAGAAGAUUUACCAAGACAUAUGAAAACUUUUGGAUACUCUCUCUCAGGUGGAACAGAUUUGGAUGGUAAUGGAUAUCCAGAUUUGCUGAUUGGCGCAUACGAAAAUAGCAGCGUCGCACUAAUUCGAACAAGACCAAUCAUCGACAUUAAGACUUGGGUUGUUCCAUCGAAGAUUGUGAAUAUUGAUCCAGCAUUGCAAAGCUGUGAAAUAGAUCCCGAUUCAAAUAAUACUUGUUUUUACUUCCAAGCAUGCUGCGUUAUCAAAUCUUUAGUGGAAUCUAUUGAAAGUAACACACAUAGAUUAAAUUAUGUGAUAGAAGCGGAAACAUUCGCGAAUGAAAGGAAAUUCUCUAGAGUGUUCUUUGAUUCUAAUAAUAAAAAUAUAGUAAACAAUACUAUAACAUUGGGCAAAAACGUAGAACAUUGUACUGAACAUGUUGCAUAUCUGAAAAACAAUACUAGAGAUAUACAGACACCAAUUAGGAUUCGUCUCACGUACAUGCUAGAGCAUGUGCAGCCGCAAUAUUCCACGUUUGGUUCGUUGCCGAACAUUGACGAGUAUCCCGUACUGAACGCUACUGCUACCACUACAUUUAGUGCUAGUUUCCUUAACGAUUGUGGUGAGGACGGCGUAUGCAUCAGCGACCUCGUUGUAAUACCUGUUCUACUUAACGCUGAUGAUAAGUCAUCUACAUUAAUACUGGGUGAAGAAGAGGAAAUAAAACUAGCGAUCGACGUGAACAAUUACGGAGACUCAGCAUACGAAGCACAACUGUUUGUACAACAUAGUCCCAACUUGCAUUACAUAGCUGCCAAUAUUACUGACAAACGUUUAAUCUGCGGUAGUGUAAAUAAAACCAUUGUAUCGUGUAUGCUGGAGAAUCCGUUCAAGCAACAACCGAUUGGCACGCCACCUAUUGUUUUGCGGUUCGACACUCGUAUGUUGGAGGACAACGACCCUUCAGUUUCUUUCACUGUCUGGGCAAACUCCACUUCCAAAGAAUUACACCCACACAAAAUCCCAGUAGAAGUAAAAGCUGUAGUUAAAAAGAAUGCCGAAUUGACGAUCCGUGGUGUUGCCGUUCCUGAACAUGUAUUCUACGGUGGAGCGAUUAAGGGAGAGUCGGCCAUGAAAUAUUUUGACGACAUAGGGCCUGCCGUUGUUCACAAAUAUCAGGUGACUAAUGAAGGUCGAUGGCGAGUGUCAUCGGUUCAAGUGCACAUAGAGUGGCCUCACCAAAUGCAGUCCAAUGAAAAACAAGGCAAGUGGCUGCUCUAUCCGGAGGAAAUCGCUGCUAUCGACGAUGAUUCUGGACACGUGCAUGGUAGAUGUUUUGCACAGGAAUCUGAAUUGAAUCCCUUAAAUCUGACAAUGAGAGCGGAGAGUCCUUUAGAAAAUCUAGAGAUGGACCCGAUGUUAAAGUUCAAAAAAUUAGAAGAGAACAGUGAGAAAAAAUAUAAUCAAACGAAAAAAGCAUAUUCAUAUUCUAGCGCUGUGGACAAUAGAGUAAGGAGAAGAAGAGAUGCUGAUAUUGUGGCUACAGCUGAAGCGUACAACGGAAAUGAUGUACAACGAAAAAACAUUAAGACAAUAAGCUGUAAUGAUAAGAAGACAGCAAAAUGUUUGAUAUUCCAAUGCAUUAUAUAUCCUCUGGAGAGAAAGCAAGAGGUUUCUAUAACUAUAAAGGCGAGACUGUGGAAUUCAACUCUAGUGGCAGAAUAUUCACAAUACAGUCAUGUUUCUAUCUUCUCUACAGCUUCGAUAGAUAUACCUGAUCAUUAUAAUAUUCAUCAAGUCAGAAGUGACAACAAGGCUACUGUGGAAACGGUAUCAUAUCCAGCACUGGAAAAAAUUAAGUCAAAUGACGUCCCAUUGUGGGUAAUUAUAAUAUCCGUACUCAUCGGAUUAAUAGUUCUUAUCCUAGUUAUUUUAUUAUUAUGGAAGUGUGGCUUCUUCAAGCGCAGUCGGCCGGAUCCCACACUCUCGGGCAACUUGGAGAAGAAUAAUCAUGAAGCGAGUCCAUUAUUUAUUCGAAAUAGUUAGAAUUUAUUCAUGAUUAUGCUGAGAACGUUAUGUACUUAUUCCGUUAUCUCGAACUAAUAUGUACCAUUGUUUUUAUUUGGACGAGAUAUACGUAUGAAUAUGCUUUUUAGCAAUUUGUACCUACAUAUGUAAUUUGCCAGAUUAUGUAUUUGUUAUUAAAAUUUAAUGGUGCAUAAAAAUUAAGACUAGUGUAUAGAUAACUACUGAGUACAUAACGGAAUAUUGUACAUAAGAUUAUAAAAUUAUUAGGCAUUUUUGUUAGGGGACGUAUUUUAACAUGUACUUAUACCUAAAUAAAUACAUGUAUGUAUGAUAAAGACUGUUUACACUAAAGUUGACUACACUAAUAUGUGUAUUGGAUGAAAAAUAGGAAUUCUUUGAAUUGUAUCCUAUGUUCCAUUAAAUAUUUAUAUGUAGUACCUAGAUUCCAUUAUGUAAAAUAAUACAUAUAUUUUUGGGUAAAUUCACCCACGAGAAAACAGCCCCUAAUGAAAUCGAUAUGUAAGUAAGAGUAAGUAGAAAUUAAAUUAUAUUAAUACAUAUUUGACUGUGAUGUCUUCAUAGAGGAAAUAGAACGAGUAGGUAUGUGAUGUUAUAAACGGUAUAGCUUGUUUUGUUGAGUUCUUGAUACGAUGAAUUGUAUUGUUUUAUAAUUGCAUUUUUGUGACGAUUUAAUAACUGAUAUGAAAGUUAUUAUGACAUUAUUUAAAAUUUAUUGAGAUUUAAAUAUUCAAUCGACUUCAUAAAAAAAAUUUUUUUGAGUGAUUUUUAUGUAGAUAUUAUGCGAC